AUGACUUUUUAUUCCAUUAGAUUAGAUGGUUCAUUUUUAAAGCAAGAAAAUCAAGAUUUUGCACCAAUUCAAUUGACACUAGCUCUUGAUGAAAAUAUUAAAUAAACUAUUAGAGAGACCUACACAAUAGCAGAUGCUUUAUCAUCCACUGGUGGAUUUUUGGAGAUAAUUCAUUUAAUAGCUAUUAUAUUGAUUGGAGGGAUUUAGUAAAAACUAUACUACUUUUCAAUAAUUAAGGAUUUGUUGAUUUGUGAAGAAAGUACCAAUGAAAAGAAUAAGACUAUUGGUCCUCAUAUUGGAUCUCUAAAAUCUUAUGCAGAUCCAAAAUUUCUAAUAGUAGACUUAAAUUUAGGAUGUUCAAAUAAGGGCAGUAAAAAGUUGAUAGUAAAUUUGAAAUUACUUAUCUCUCUUAAUUAAAACUAAGAAGAGUCAAAUGAUUUGAUCGAAGAUGAAUAAAUUAAGAGUUGGCCUAAAAUCAAAGAAUUGCAAAGAAAUACAAUCGAUAAGUAUCUAAGAAAACUUAUUUAGCAUUCUUAAGAAUCAUAGAUUGAUCGAAGAAUAUUAAAGAAUCUUAUGCAAGUAGAGGAUUAAGCCUUAAGCUCUACAUUUUAAAAUAUCAAUGAAUAAAAUAGUUUUAAGGAGUUUGCUAGUUUUAAUUCGCCAAAAUAAUUUGAUGAAGAUAAAUCUGAAAAGACUGCCCAUUUAAACAAGAAAGAUUAAGUUAAAGCCUUUUAUUCUACAUAAAGAGGAAUUAAUUUAGAGAUCAAUAAAAACUAAAAUAAUCCAAUAGGGUAUCUAUCUAGACAUUAGAAUCAAACACGAAAUAGUUAGAGGCAGACAUCAGAUUAGGUAUAAAAUUAAAACUUAAGUUUAAUCCAUAUCAAUUAAAAUGAAGACGAUUUAAUCUUACAAGAGCUAGAUAAUGAGGAAGUUAGAUAUGAUUGA
Molecule: messenger RNA, 945 nt
Organism: Stylonychia lemnae
Lineage: Eukaryota; Ciliophora; Spirotrichea; Sporadotrichida; Oxytrichidae
Source: the annotation of a GenBank genome assembly